Molecule: messenger RNA, 2803 nt
Organism: Eremomyces bilateralis CBS 781.70
Lineage: Eukaryota; Fungi; Ascomycota; Dothideomycetes; Eremomycetales; Eremomycetaceae
Exons: 3
Coding region: 99-2711 (870 amino acids)
Biological process (GO): mitotic cell cycle; cytoplasmic microtubule organization; spindle assembly
Cellular component (GO): centrosome; gamma-tubulin complex; equatorial microtubule organizing center
Molecular function (GO): microtubule minus-end binding; gamma-tubulin binding
Source: RefSeq, a predicted model, not a curated record
GCCUGGCACGCCUGGUACACUGGUAGACAGCAUGUGAUAUCGCAGCAGUCAAGAAAUAGAAACUAACUCCAUCCUCCACUAAAUGGAAAUCGAUUCUGAUGGCGCAUUCCUCCACUGUUGGCUCUCUUGUCGGAGCCCUGGCCGGCAGCAUCACCGGCCUCUCCGAGAAGAAAGAUCAUCCGAAAUUCAAAAGAGCAAGGGAUCAUGCGGUGAGGAAUUUACGAUCGCAUAGCUUCGUUCGACCGAGCCAGUUCGAGACGAAAAACGCCGUCGACGGGUUGGUCGAGAAGUUUCAAGUACUGGGUCGAGACGACCUCGCCGAUGCUCUGGGGCAAUGUCUUGGGGACCUUACGGCAUGGAAUUCAAAAUGGACACCGGAGUAUCUUGCUCUACUGCUCGAACUCUCGCAGGAUCCGGUCCGCAAGGGACAGGUCAAAGAGACGUUGCAUGAACGGGCGCUGACACUGCCCCUGAGGAUUGAUUGGAAGAAUAUCAUUGCAAAGUCGAGACAGAAAGAAAUCUGGGAGGAUAUCGACUAUGCUGCGCAGUCUUCUGAUGAUGAGGAGGAGGAGACGAUGAGCGAACCGGAGCAGAAGCCGAGAACGGCGCAAGAACUCCCCGAGGACGACAUCAUAGAUCUGGCCUCAUAUGUCGUCCCUGUCGAUGAGACCGCCCAUCUAUCCCUCUUCUCGCCAUUUCCGAAAGACGAGACCUUCGCACCGCAGACUCAACGAGUUUUGCUACCCCCGCAAGUGGUCCCUGAGAUUUUCUUCAUCCGCGAGUCCCUCUCGAUGCUCCACGGGCUUCCGACAUCUCUCUAUUUUGUCCGCAUAGAGACGAAGAAGAACGUGUCUGUUCAACUGUCUGGACCGCCGAUUUUCUUCGAGUCGGCUACGGUCGAAACGUGCAAGAGCCUGUCGCGAGCGUUUGCGGACUUGGGGGCCAGCAUCAACGUCGUACGCACCUGGCAUGAGGGAGGCGGAAGCAUACCUUGGCUAGAAGCGUUCCAGGACGAGACUCGCGCUGUCAUUCGGUCGUUUGAUGCUAGCAUUACGCAGAUUGAGCAAGGAUUGUUACGAACUACAUCUGAACGGCUUAUCAGCGCCCUUUCAGUCCUCGAUUCCGCCCGGGAAGCUGCGCGUGUUCCCGUGCUCUUCUCACGGAUCGCCGGGGCAUCCAUAGUGAGACCAGGGCAAUUCUCUCGGCUGGACGGAUUGUAUGACAUGACAUGCCAAUGCCAGAUUACAGAACCCCCGGAGGUGUUCCAGCGCCUGGCGACGACACUACAUCGAUGCCUGGAAGUGUACCUUCGACCCGUACAACGCUGGGUCUUCCACGGGGAAUGGGACGAUGAGAAUCGCGUAUCCUUCCUGCGCACUGAUAUGAUUGGCACAAGCUUUAAUACGACUCCCACUUCCCAAUUUCGGGGGGGCGACAACAUACGAAACUACCAUACCCCAACGUCGAUUCGGCCCGAGGCACCGAAAUUUUUUCAUCAGAUUAGCCUCCUCAAGGCGAUUACCAACGCCGGGUUGGCAGUCCAGUUCCUCAAGCGGCUCGGGUACACGAGAGACGAUGGAAGAUUGCCACGACACGAAUCCAUCACGUUGAUUCCCUUCCAUGGGGGUGCCGACUUCAUCCCUUUGGAACUGCGAGUCGAGGACGCGCUUCAAAAAUGGACGAGCGAAGCGACCACCGGUUCGCAGACACGGCUUUACGAAGCUGUGGUCCAUGGCCGCUCGUUCAUGCGCUAUGUCGACGGGCUCCAUGCGGUGUUCCUCGCGACUGAUAAGUCCGCGUUCGCCGAGUUCUCCGACGCAGUGAUCCUUGCGAUACGGCAGGCGCCGGCCGGAAUGCUUACGGAUUCGGCCAUCACGGCACUUGCGCAGAACUAUCUGGGACAGGUCCCUCCAGUCGAUGGCUGGAGGAUAAAGAUAUAUUUCCCGAAAGAGGCCGAGCACCGCAAUCUGGUUGAGAUAAGCCGAUUUGAGCUGCAGUACAAGCUCCCUUGGUACGUGCAGAACGUAGUCCAACACCAAGCCAUCGAAGCGUUCCAACGCAUCUUCUCCCUCCUGCUCCUCAUGUCAUUCGCGAAGACGAGCAUCGAGCAGCAACAGAUCUCCUUCCGCACCAGGUCCUGUCCUCACGGGCCCUCCUGCGCCUUCUGCACCCGCCUCUCCGCCCUCCGCCACCGCUUCCUCGUCUUUCUCGGCAUCUUCGCGUCAUAUGUGACGGUCACCGUCCUGGAACCGGCGAUCGCGGGCUUGCGGAACGAUAUCAGCACCUGCGCCCGCUUCGAUGUGCUGUGUGAGCUGUACGAUAAGUUCGCGGACACCGUCGAGUCACGGUGUUUGGCGUCAGAGAAACUGCGGCCGAUUUUCGAGGCGAUGGAGGCGAUUCUGGUUGUGGGGAUCCGGAUACCGGGGCUUCGCGCCACCCAUCUGGGGAGAGAAGGGACGGUGUCUGCACAACGGGGGACGGGUCGGUAUAUUCCCGGCGACAGUGAUUCGGACGCCGAUGAGGAUCUCUUCGAUGAAUUCCCGAACGGCGACAAUGAGAAAGAUGUUGAUGGCACGGUGAGAACGCUACAGGAGGAGUUCGGCAGGAGGAUCCGGUUCGCGGUCGCGGGUCUCCAUGGCAUUGGACGCGCGGGGGACGAUUCGACGUGGAGUCUGCUUGCGGCGAGGUUGGAGCCGUUGGUUACGAGCUAGUGAUACCCAUGAGGACGGAUAAUGAUUUAAUGCAAUCAGCGCCACGUCUAAUUGCGCAUACGAUGCCUUACCCCUGAAUGAAACUAGUGAUU